Lactuca virosa is the source of this 754-nucleotide messenger RNA. Lineage: Eukaryota; Viridiplantae; Streptophyta; Magnoliopsida; Asterales; Asteraceae. The record is from the annotation of a GenBank genome assembly.
GGAUCCCAGUGCCCAUCUCUUCUCCACGACAGUCGCCUCAGUCUCUCUUUCUUUGUCUUCGCCUCUUUGAGUCUUUGUAAAAUCCAGAGAGAGAAACAGAGCUUGCAGCUGCAUCAAUGGCGUUCUUAUCUUUCGUCGGCCGUGUUCUUUUCGUCUCCGUCUUCGUUCUAUCUGCGUGGCAAGAGUUUAAUGACUUUGGAGUUGAUGGUGGAUCUGCAACAAAAGCCAUUACACCAAAAUUCAAUCUCCUUUCAAAGCAUUUCACAACACAUACAGGCUUACAAGUGCCUGAUUUUGAGAUCAAAAUCUUGGUUGCUGGAGCCAUAGCUUUUAAAGCCGUUGGAAGCAUUCUUUUCAUCUUUGGAAGUACCAUUGGUGCUACUCUCCUGAUUGUUCAUCAGUUGAUUGUUACUCCCAUGUUAUAUGACUUCUACAACUAUGACAUUGAGAAGAAGGAAUUCCUUCAACUUUUUAUCAAAUUUACACAGAGUUUGGCAUUGUUGGGGGGACUUUUGUUCUUUGUUGGAAUGAAGAACAAGAACUCUAUUCCAAAGAAAACUUCUGCAACAAAGAAGACUCACAAAACAAAGACUGUUUAAGAGAGAAAGAUGAUGUUGUAAGGUUGCAUUAAGAUUUUUCUAGAUUUUUGUGCCAUUUUAUGCACUUCUUUUGUAUGGAUUAUGUUUAGUUUUGUUGUUGUUACGGAAUUAUGCAAACAUUUUUUGAGUUGGUUUUUAGUUUAAGAUUUCUAUUA